Xyrauchen texanus (razorback sucker) is the source of this 612-nucleotide messenger RNA. RefSeq names its product peptidyl-tRNA hydrolase 1 homolog (gene ptrh1). NCBI's taxonomy places the organism in Eukaryota, Metazoa, Chordata, Actinopteri, Cypriniformes, Catostomidae. Gene Ontology annotation, molecular function: peptidyl-tRNA hydrolase activity. The transcript is spliced from 5 exons. The record is from RefSeq and is a predicted model, not a curated record.
AUGUACCUGAACGACGACUGUGGGCAAGACUGCAGGACGCAGAGUGAGAGUCCAACAAACGAGAAUAAAAAGUUUGUAGAUCUGGGAAAUCCUGGCAUGAAUAGCUCUCCACAUAGUGUUGGUGUGGCUGUUCUCACAACAUUAGCUGAAAGAUUGGGAGCAUUGGAUGACUGGAGAUCAGACCAACAUGUGUCAGGUUAGGUCAUUGUAUCAGAGCUUCAAGAUAUUCAGUUGGUUUUACUAUGGCCCAAAUUGCUCAUGAACAUCAAUGGCAUGAGCGUGGCAAAAGCUGGUGCGAGACACCCAGAACAUAUUCUCUUGAUUCAUGGCGAGCUUGACAAACCGCUUGGAAAGUUCAGCAUUUAACACAGUGGAAGUUCAAGUUGAAAGGGUCACAAUGGUGUGAGAUCAUGUGUGGAUUGCCUUCAUACUGAUAUAAUGCCAUGACCAUCAGGUAAAACAUUUGUUGAUCAUCAAGUUUUGGGACAUUUUUCACAAGAGAAACCAAAAGUUCUGGACUAUGUCAUGAAGCAGAGUGUGGAUGUUCUGCUGACAUAUCUCACAGACACGCAUCCCCAGACUUACCCAGCAGAGGGAAGGAGAGUGUCAUGA